Molecule: messenger RNA, 1521 nt
Organism: Plectropomus leopardus (leopard coralgrouper)
Lineage: Eukaryota; Metazoa; Chordata; Actinopteri; Perciformes; Serranidae
Product: cyclin-dependent kinase inhibitor 1C
Biological process (GO): negative regulation of cyclin-dependent protein serine/threonine kinase activity; negative regulation of mitotic cell cycle
Cellular component (GO): nucleus
Molecular function (GO): cyclin-dependent protein serine/threonine kinase inhibitor activity
Source: RefSeq, a predicted model, not a curated record
ACAUUUAAACUGAGCUGUAGGGUGGAGAAAGACGAGUUACACGAGAGGAGAAAGAGACACAUCACGCACAACAACACCCGACUUUUUUUUUCAUCAGGGAUCAAUUAGCUAAAUAAGGCAUCUUAUUCUGCAUUUUUCGUGUUUUCAUUGGAAAGAUUUUGGAGAUGUCCAACGUCCAGUUAUCGAGCAGCGCUCUGGAUAGGCUGGUGGCCAGGAGGACCUUUCCUCUCCACAGACGCACCAGCGUCUGCCGCAACCUCUUCGGACCGGUGGAUCACGACGAACUGAGCCGGGAGAUGAAAUCCAAGCUGCGGGAGAUUUCUGAACGAGACCAGCAGAGAUGGAACUUUAAUUUCGAGACAAACACCCCGCUGGAUGGGGAUUACAAGUGGGAAGAGGUGCCUGUGGAUAAGACCCCGGUGUUUUAUCAGGACUCUGUACAGAGUGGCAGGACCAGGGUGCCGGAGACACCCGUCAAGCACAUGCCAUCCAUGGACUCUGUUCUCCCGGAGAGCCCUGACAUGGAUGUACAGGAGCGCUUGGCCGUGCCCGAGAGCAGCAGCACUCCCUGCCCGGUGGAAGUUAACCAGGAGAACCGCACAGACAAGCUGAACUCAGGGAAGCCGGCUCAUAAACAGGUCCCGUGUGUCAGACGCAAGAGGACGGCCACUACUAACAACAACACACACAUUACAGACUUCUUCGUCAAACGAAAGAGGCCUGCUGAUAAAAAAUGUAAUGAUCUGAACGCUUGCCAACAAUCCAAGUCUCCAAUCCCGGUGGAACAGACUCCACGAAAGAGGAUCCGUUGAAGGUGUCUUUUGCACUAUUUGCCUGCGAAAUUUGAGGAUCGAGACGAGGAUGUUUCUCCCUGCGUUUUAAGCGCCGCAGAAGAGAAACAACGGUGUGUGUGGGGGAAAAAAGAGCCCGACCGGCCGGUGGCUUGGGCUCGGUGCGCCCCGGCGGAGCGCAGCCUGAACGCUGGACCAGACUCUCAGGACUGAACGGUUGAAGGGAGAAGAAGAAGAAGAAAGAGGACAUUACGCCGAAUGACUUCUAUCCAGUACAAAUGUAGCAUUCAUUGUUGCUUUUGCAUACAGCCACUCGACAGUGUUAAAUGUUUUAACAUCUGUGCAAUCCUAAAUUACUUUAAAAGAAUUGUCUACACUGGCCAAAAGUGUACAGCUUUAUAGAGACAAUAGCCUAUAAACGUUUAUUUCUGUUCUGUCUUUUCUCUGUUAAUGUAUAUUUUAAGACUAUUCUAACUUAUAAUUUAUUUAUGUUUCUUUAUAUUUGUUAAAUGCCUUGUUGAUUUAGCCAAAGGGCAUAUUUUUAUUUUAUUUUAUUAUUUCUUCGUGUUAUUUUUGUGAGGUUUUGCAAUCAUGUAGUUUUCCUAUAGUAGUCCACACUUGAAAAAAUAAGGUGUCAUUGUGUUUCUGAGCCGUUUUUUGUGGUUUCAUACAAGUGCCCUAAUUAUGUCUGGUAAAAGAGAAUAAAAAUAUUUUUCACUUCAUCUUUGAA